GUCAAACUCAAGUUAAACUGUGGUAUCAAAUCAAGUGUCUCCAUAACGUCAAAUAUGAUGCAAAUAUGUGUCAAAUCCAUGUCAAAAUUGUCAAAUUAACCUUAAAAUUUUUAGUUUCAACUGGUUUCAAAUACUAAGACUAAAGUUCAAAUACUUAAGUUGAACAUUAAAUCCUUGUCUAUAUAUAAUAAUCAAGGAUUAAAUUAAAAUAUUUUGAUAUUCCCUGCAUAAUCCGCAUUAUUUCUUAAUUAAAAUUACUACUUAAAAGUGUUACUUUUUGAUAUAAAAAAAGAAAAAUGCAAAAAUCGGGUGUCAGGAUAGUACACCGGACCCUAUCUCGCCAAAAAACAGAACAGAAAAUAGUUGAUAUUAAGGAUUUUUCUAAUGUUCCCAUUAUCAGAAAAGCUGACAACUCAACACAAUUACCUGAAUAUACAUCAAUUUUAUCCAGAAAUGGAGAAACAGCAGUCGAAGAAGAAGUCGGAAUGAUAAUCAAAAAUGAUUUAUAUCCUCUGCAAAAAGAUUUAGAAAAACUAUUGUGCACAAAUGCUUUGCGUACUAGGUUCUUCUUAGGAGAAUAUACUCAAAAUGAACAUAGGGAAUCACAUCAUGAUAAGAAGGACCAUGAUCAGACAUCACUAAAAAGAAAACAUCCAGAUGAAAAAGCAAAAUUUUACAAUGAAAAUAUAUGUGAAGAAAUACCAAAUAUUGUUGAACUAAAAAAUGAAGAAUGGGAUAAAUUUUUGGCGUACAUUGAACCUUAUUGUGCUUCCAUUAAUAAAGAUAAUGCAGAAUAUUUAGACAUGCUUAUACAAGAAUUUUCAAAUGAAAAUGACAUGAAAAUACCGGAUCAGGAAGAGUAUUAUGAUAAUGCUUGGUCAAAAGAAUUAUUUAAUGAUAAACAAGAGAUCGGAAAACAGUCCACAGAAAAAUCUGCAAAUAUUGAUUUUGAAAAAAAUGGUGUCCGUGGGGUUGUUAAAUUAAAACAUUGCACUGGUGAAAAAAUUGACACCUCUCUACAUAAAAAAAUAUUACAGGAGUUUCUUGAACAAGGAAUUUUAACUCAAGAAGAUAUAAAUAGAAAUUUAUCGUUACCUGAAAUUAAAACAUGCCAAGAAGAACUCAGGACAGUAAAUAAAUACAAUCUAGAAGUACUGAUUAAACUUAAGGUUGCUGUUGUGAAUGCACUAUCAACUCAAUCGCGACAAAAUUAAGAAAGAAUUGUUUACUGAUAUAUUGGAGAUAUAUUGGUUUGGAUAGAUAUAUUGGAGCAAAAAAACAGGAGUAGACGCAAAAGUUUGUGAAAAGCUAUUUUCUGAAACUACAAUAAAUGAAUUUGGUAGUAUUUCUUAAUUUAUACACUGAGGACAUGCAGGCUUACUUAAAUACAGUUACAUAAAUUUAGUUGCAGAGAUACUAUGACUGUAUAUUUAUCAAAAUCAAAUCAUCAGGACUUGAAAUUUACACAAUUUGAUUUUCUUAAAGCUUUGAUCCAUAGACUAUUUAAGAUGCAAUCAAUUCAGUUGAAGCCUUUAAAAAAUAAGAAAUUCAAUUUUAUAAGUUUCAAGUUAGAAUGACAAAACCUUUUGGUGCUUUAAUUUUUUAAUCUUAUUUUUAUAGUCGCCUCUUUACUUUUUAUUGUAUUUAUAUUUAUUGUAUAUGUAUUUCAAUUUUGUAUGUAGAUUAUGCGUAGUUAUGCAUUUGAAAUAUUAUAUUAAUAAUAAUUAUUAAAUGAAUUAUGUACUUAUAUAAGUGAUAAUUCUUAUCUGUUUAAAAUUGCAGUUAAUAUUCCAUAAGAAAACUUUAUUAAUUCUUAAUUGGAAAUAGGUGUCUCAUAGCCGUAAACUUUUUAUUUUAUAUUAAUUUUGUCAUAUAUAAAUGUAUAUUUUUGCACCUGUAUAAG
Messenger RNA from Sitophilus oryzae (rice weevil), 1903 nucleotides. RefSeq lists its product as uncharacterized. The transcript has 6 exons. The record is from RefSeq and is a predicted model, not a curated record. NCBI's taxonomy places the organism in Eukaryota, Metazoa, Arthropoda, Insecta, Coleoptera, Curculionidae. The coding region runs from base 297 to 1214 and encodes 305 amino acids.